Messenger RNA from Rhineura floridana, 2592 nucleotides. It is a transcript of the gene CETP, whose product is annotated as cholesteryl ester transfer protein. Gene Ontology annotation, molecular function: phosphatidylcholine binding; cholesterol transfer activity; cholesterol binding. The transcript has 16 exons. NCBI's taxonomy places the organism in Eukaryota, Metazoa, Chordata, Lepidosauria, Squamata, Rhineuridae. Bases 115 to 1617 code for a protein of 500 amino acids. The record is from RefSeq and is a predicted model, not a curated record. Gene Ontology annotation, cellular component: high-density lipoprotein particle. Gene Ontology annotation, biological process: phospholipid homeostasis; phosphatidylcholine metabolic process; high-density lipoprotein particle remodeling.
AGAGGAGAGCCAUGAGGAGCGCAAGCAUCCAGCUUGCUUUGUGGUGGUGAGAGGAGGCAGUCGCUCCCAUGCUUUGCAGCUCAAGGGAACUCCGGCAUUGGGGAUUACCAGAAAAUGAUGACAAGCAUCCCAGUGAUCGUAGUAACGCUCCUCUGCAAGUCAUUGGCUUGUGGCUUUGAGCCAUCCUUUUUCAAUGACACAGGCAUUGUCUUCAGAAUGACCAAGCCGGGUGCGCUAGUGUUAAAUGAGGAAACAGCUCAGGUCAUUCAAGCAGCAUUUCGACAUGCAGAGUACCCCGACAUUACCGGAGAGAAGUCCAUGCACUUUCUUGGCAAAAUUGCCUAUGGAUUGACAAACAUCCAUGUCAAUGAACUGACUAUAGAAAACACUGAGGUUGACUUCAAGGAGAAUGUUGCCAUUGACAUUGAAAUUCAGAAUGUUUCAGCCUCCUUCAAAGGAACCUUGAGCUAUGGCUACGUGGGUGCCUGGUGGUUGAAACUCAUCCAUUAUAUCGACUUCGAAAUUGAUUCCUCCAUUGAUCUCCAGAUAAACAUUAAACUAUUGUGUGAAGAGGAGCGAGUGGUAGUGGACACGUCGGACUGUUACCUGACCUUCCACAAGCUGACCCUGCACCUCCAAGGAGACAAAGACCCAGGAUGGGUAAAACAGCUUUUUACAAACUUCAUCUCAUUCACCUUGAAACUAGUUCUCAAAAACCAGGUGUGUAAAGAAAUUAACUACCUUUCUCAGAUACUGGCAGACUUUGUGCAGGACACAGCAGCAAACUUCCUACAAGAUGGCGAUAUAGGAGUGGAUAUUUCUCUGACAUCAUCUCCAGUAAUAAAAGCAAAUUACGUUGAAUCACAUCACAAGGGCCUCCUCCUAUAUAAGAACUAUUCAAGCAACUUCCAUGACUCUGCAUUCACACCCUCACUGCUGUCAGAAUCCCGAAUGCUCUACUUCUGGUUUUCAGACCACCUCCUCAACUCUCUGGUCUUGGCAGCUUUUCUAGAUGAGCGUCUGGAAUUAACAAUCACAGGGGAAGAGCUAAAGGACAUGUUUGAAAGUGAAGAGCUGAACCCUCACCAGGAGGCUGUACAAGAGAUUUUCCAGAGCGUCUUGUACAAUGAUUCCCUGGCUAAGGUGUGGAGUCUAGACCCUCCUCAGAUCACCCUCCAGCCCAAAGGGACUGUAGUGAAGUCGUCUGUGGCUGUGGAGCUCAGCGUUUCUGCAGUGGGCGAAGAGCCCCCCUCUGUGGCUUUGUAUUUUGAAACUGAAGUCACCGCCACGAUCCAAGCUUCAUAUGUACAAAAGAAGCUGGUUUUGCGUCUCUCUGAUGCCACGAUAAAGCCCAAAAUGUUGAAAUGCUCCCCAGAUAUAGCGGUGAACGACGAGACUCUAAGCCAGAUCUUGGAGAAAAUAAUCUCAGUUGCCGGGAUCCCAGAAGUGAUUUCAAGAAUUGAGCCAACUCUAACUACCCUGCUGAACAGCAAAGGACUCCACAUGUUUGAAAUCAGAGAUGCUGAGAUAAUAACAAAAAAGGGAUACUUCAUUAUCCAGCUGGAUUUUGGCUUCCCAACCCAUUUGCUCAUUGAUUUUCUGAAGAGGACUGUGUAGAAGCAGAAAGAAAACAUGUGAGCCGGCUGUCUGAGUGGUCAGGACACCCAAGGCCGCUGGAGAGCUUGCUGUCAGGUUAUUGUUGACUCCUUCCGCCACAAUCACAGAUGGAUUUCCUGCCAGGACUGAGGCUGUGUCUGUUUUAUCAGGAGUUGGGUAGAAAACACACCUGAGCACCUCCUACAGGAUCAUCUCUUUUGGCACUCGGUAUGACAGGAAGCCGAGCCUCUGCAAGCAGACCGUAGUGCUUUGAGAAGGGGCAAAUGGCCUCCCUUCAACUGCGUAGAGCCAGGCUGUAUUGGGCAUGAUGAUUUAGAUCAGCUUUCUCGAAGCUGGACGACACCUCCCAUGAAAGGGCAUGAGACUUACCUCCUGGCUUCAGUUUUGAAAGUGCCCCAAACCCCAUUUUGGAGUCAGCUUAUAUGCCUAGUGUAGUGGCAAAUUCAGAAGUGCAGGGUCCUUUCAUGAUAGUCACGCCAUGCCCCCUUCUCAGAUUACACAGUGAAAUGAGCUUUCAGUCUCUUACUUUGUUUAGAGUUCUGCUGAGCGGCGAAUGCAGGAAGAGGGUAUGCCUUUUUGAGGUUCACCAAGAAGAAGACAAUGACAGCUUCUGAAAGAUUCUUCGCAGUGGCUAACAUGCUGUCCUGUCAUGGCGAUUGGCUUGUAGGAUACUGGAGGUGUAGGGACCGUGCUGGAUCACUGCUUCUAAAAAAGUAAGAGGUCGAUGCUCCCCAGCGACCCUGGACAACUGCACCCCUGCGUAUGUGUAUGUCACCAUGACAACAAGCUUUGGGAAAUGGCCUUUUUGAGGCUGAUAAUCCUGUAACUCUGCAUAUGUGAGCCUUGUCACUUUUAUUCCAUCCUGGGACAGAGGAAGGUCACUUUUCAUGCCAAAUUAUGGAAUACUGUCUUCUUUUAUUUGAAUGCCAUGUGAUUCUUAUUUCCUAACAAUAAACCUGGGCUUCUGUUCCUCUA